Chinchilla lanigera (long-tailed chinchilla) is the source of this 1742-nucleotide messenger RNA. RefSeq lists its product as uncharacterized. Gene Ontology annotation, biological process: translation. Gene Ontology annotation, molecular function: mRNA base-pairing post-transcriptional repressor activity. The transcript is spliced from 5 exons. Gene Ontology annotation, cellular component: cytoplasm. The coding region runs from base 1 to 1725 and encodes 574 amino acids. Lineage: Eukaryota; Metazoa; Chordata; Mammalia; Rodentia; Chinchillidae. The record is from RefSeq and is a predicted model, not a curated record.
AUGCAGAGAGAAGAAAACUUGACAAUCAAGGUCCUCGAGGGAUGUGAAGAAAGUAUGAACCUGGAUAAACAAGAGUUCUUGGAAAUUAAAGAUAUAAAAAUAGAUGUAAAAAUAAUAGAUGGGUUGGAAGCUUCCAUUGAGAAAAUCUCCCAGAGAACGGAGCAGAAGCAUCAAGUUGGCAGAUUUAGUGCCUUUGAGCGUGGGCACUGUACUGCCGAAAUCAUCAUGCCCAAAAAUUAUGCAGCAGUGGAGCGAAAAACCAAGGAUCACUGUGGCAGACCAACAACAACGCAGCGCAAGCACAGUCUGGAGGGAGGAGGGACCGCCGAGAAGCCUUGGCACGCUAGUGAGAAGAUUAUAAAUAACGCAGAAGCUAGCAAAUUAGUAGUUCCACAACUAGCUUUUGAAAAUGCAAAUAAAUGGUGCAAAGAGGCUUCAAGAGCCCACACAAGGAGGGCCGCAUUGCUGGAUAUGAUUCGCAUCUGUGCAGAUAUUGCCCCACAUAUGUACAGGGGGCUACUUUGGCCGCAGCUGUUACUCAGGUUAUUCACCCACGGCCUGGAGGAAAAGGUGCGGGACGCCAAGGGCACCCAUGGUUGGCAGCUGUGUGGUGGGGAACACCCUCCUGCCUCGUUCUCCUCUGCCAGGCUCCUGUCGCACACGAGCGCAGGCUUCGGGCCGGGCCCCUGCAGGCCCAGCUGCCGUGAUGUGGGGGUGCAAGUGAACCAGCGAUGCGACCCAUCCGUACAGUGCAUGCUGGGCGGUAGACACCCUGCGCCGGGCCGGGACCAGGAGUCCCAGCUGCCCCCGCGCUCCUUGGCCGCAUGCUCUCCCCUGCAGGCCGGGGCGGCCCCUGCGGCGGGGACGGCUGGAGACCGGAGAGACGCAAUAGUCACGGUGCAGGAAACAUCGCUGCCGCGUGCAGAGCCAAGCAAAAAGCACUUGCGCUUGCAGGAGAGAAAGGGCUGUCAUCACUGCAAGGACAGCAACAUCUGCUGGGAGAGUGCAUUCGUUUGGUGUAUCCAGGGUACAAAUAAGGUUUAUUUCAAACAGCGCUGCAGAAUGUGUCAAAAUUCUUACAACCCUUACCAAGUGAAGGAUAUCACCUGCCAAAGUUGUAAAAGAACUAAAUGUUCAUACCCAGUAAGAUUUUGCCAUGUGGACCCCAAACACUCCCACCGUCAAGACCUGUGUGACAGGUGCGGGAGCAGGCGCCCGUGCUGGGAUGGCAGCAGUGCUCGGAAUCUGGGCAAAAAUAGAGUAUCCGGUGGUCAGAACAAAAGCGAUGGCCCGCACGCACGGAGGCUGGGCACGUCCCCCGUGGCUACAGAGGCAGUGACCACGGAGCCGCUUGUGGGGGGCGCGCAGGCAGUGGAGCCCAGGCCUGAAGAUAAAGCAGGACUGUUGGGGCCCUGCCAGCAACUUGCUGGACCCCAAGGCGAUGAGAUGGAAGCUGCAGCCAGUUACCGCCAGAGCCUGAAGUGUCAGCGCUGCCCUGCCCAGGGCCGUGACUGGGCGCUGCUGCCUCGUGGGAGCCAUGCCCUCCCGCCUCCCUGCUCCCAGCCACUCCCACUCCCUGCCCACAGCGUCCUUCCCCCGGCUCACUGCUGCUCUGGUCCAGGUGCUGGAGGACACUGGGGUGCCGGAUGGAACCGGGAACAAAGAGGCCAAGGCUCAAGGCAGAGAUGGAGGAGGCCGCCCAGGGAGAGGCCGGCAGAAGAUUAAAGCUAGGUGGGCCUGGA